Messenger RNA from Apis dorsata (giant honeybee), 2102 nucleotides. Its product is annotated as facilitated trehalose transporter Tret1-like. Gene Ontology annotation, molecular function: transmembrane transporter activity. Lineage: Eukaryota; Metazoa; Arthropoda; Insecta; Hymenoptera; Apidae. The coding region runs from base 692 to 2056 and encodes 454 amino acids. Gene Ontology annotation, cellular component: membrane. Gene Ontology annotation, biological process: transmembrane transport. The transcript is spliced from 10 exons. The record is from RefSeq and is a predicted model, not a curated record.
UAAGAGCGUGGACGGUCGAAUGUUUCAUUCAGUUGAACCAUCGUGAUCCAAGGCGACUAGUCCCGACUAGUUACCUAACGAACCGCUUGCCAUUUUCUGCAAACAUUUUCAUCAAACUUGAGUGAUUCUUUCUUCAAUGUAAACCUUCGAAUUUAAUCUUUGAGAAAAUUAAUUUUUCUUGUUUUAUUUGCGAUUAAAAAUCAUUUAAUUUUGUUUCGUAAUUGAUUCAUUAAAUUUCGUUGUAAAUAAUACAAAGUUUAUCAGAGAGAAAAUAGUAAAAAUGAAAAAGUGAAAAUUCCAGUGAUGGAUACGUGAGUGUCAAAGCAAAAAUUUUCUAAAAUAAUUGUUAUUUUCUAAAAAUAAAUUUAAAAAAUUUAUGUAUAUUAUAAACGAGUAAACUGUUUUAUUAAAAAAAGAAAAUCGUAUUUAUGAAAAAUUUAUCCUUAUAUUUGUGAUUGUGAAUUGUUAAUAUGAAGAAUGUUGUUCAAUAUUGGAACAUUCUACAGUCGAUUAUACAAAAGUAAACGAAGUUAAAAGUGUUUGUGAAGAUAUAGAAAAUAAUAAUACUCAAGAUAAAGACAAAAUUUUUAACGAUAAAGAUAAUGUAAUACAUUAUUCAUCGAAUUCAAAAGGGAUAUUUGCACAGUGUUUAUUAGCUGGUGCAGUUCUAUUAGUAGCAGCCGCUGGAGGAAUGCCAAUUGGUUACAGUGCUACAUUAUUACCACAAUUGGCUGAAGAAAAUGGCACGAUGCACGCUGAUCAGGAACUUGGAUCAUGGAUAGCAUCAGUUCACAGUUUAGCAACACCUAUUGGAUCUUUGAUGUCCGGUCCAUUAUUAGAUGGAAUCGGUAGGCGUGGUGCUUUACAAUUUUCAGCAGUACCGCUAUCCGUUGGAUGGUUCAUCAUAGGUUUUUCUACAAAUAUUCCCUGUCUUUUAGUAGGAAGAGUUGUAUUAGGUUUUGGUGUUGGUCUAAUGGCAGCACCAGCUCAAGUUUUUCUGGGUGAAAUGGCCGAUCCGAAACUCCGUGGAUUAUUAACAGGAUGUACUUUAACCUUUUAUUGUUUCGGAAUUCUCAUAAUAUAUGCCUUAGGGGCUUCUUUCACAUGGGAUAUCGUGGCUUUUUGCGGAAUCAUAAUUCCUACGACAGCAUUAAUUGCGUUGCUCCUGAUUCCGGAGAGUCCCGCAUGGCUCAUAAGACGGAAGAAACCCGACAAAGCAAAAAAGGCUUUACUAUGGUUGAGAGGAAAUAACGAGAAACAGGUUGAAGCUGAAUUGGAGAUAUUAGAAACGCGAGCAAAAAUAGAUGCAGCCCGAAUGGAGAAUACAUCAUUGUUUGAAAAAAAGUCUUCUAUUAUUUCCACGCUUCUGGAUCCAAGUGUUUUCAAACCAUUGACUAUCAUUAACAUUUUUAAUUUUCUUCAAUUAUUAAGUGGAACAUUUAUCAUGGUUUUUUAUGCAGUAAAUCUUGUUACAAGUAUAGGUGGUGACAACAUAAACAGUUAUUUGGCAGCAGUAAUUACAGCGAUUAUUAGGCUUGUAUUUAGUACACUAGCAAGUUUUUUAUUGUUAAGAAUGAGCAGAAGAUAUCUUGGAAUAUUUUCCGCUUUAGGAUCAGCCUUUGCUUCGUUUGCUCUUGCAAUAUAUAUAUCAAUUAAAGAAGAUUUUAUAGAUAUAUACAUUGUUGGUAUACUUUUAUUGCUAUACGUGGCAACUAAUACUGUGGGAUUGAUGGCACUUCCAGGAUUAAUGGUUGCGGAAUUGCUUCCACAAAGAGCUCGAGGAAUUGGCGGUGGUUUCAAUUACUUUGUUGUCAAUUCUUGUAUUUUUAUUGUAACAAAAAUUUUCCCUAUGGUGAAUGAGGCAGUGGGUGUUAUUGGAGUUUUUAUAAUUUUUGGAAUUUCUUCUCUUGUAGAAGGAUUAUUUAUUUAUAUUGUUUUGCCAGAAACGAAAAAUCGUACACUUCAAGAAAUUGAAGAUUAUUUUCAACAAGAUAACUUAUUUUGGAUCACCCGUUCAAGGAAAAAUAGAAAAUAUGACAUCGUAAAUAAAUCUUAAUAUUUUAAAAUGUUUAAAUACAUAUUAUAUAUAUAUAAUUGUGAUA